AUGACCAAUGAUGCUACUGUACCAACUGAAGAAGAGCCAAACAAUUUAAUUAUUUGGCUCGAUGAACAUAUUGGAGAUCUCGAAUGGUGUCAACAAUUGAAAAGAGCAUUUUCCACUCAGCCAGAUCCGAAAAAUCCAAUACCAGUGGGACUAUCGGACCUGGAGUUUGUAGAGAUACUCGUUUCAGAAGGUCAUAUGCCAGUGCAUUUCGAAGGUGUUCGGUUUUUAUUGGCUGCAUUUAAAGAUAUUGACAGUUGUUUUCACUGUUUUUAUCAGAACCGGCAUAAGCGUAUAUUUUUUAUCACAUCUGGCAAACUGGGAAAACAGGCAGUGCCAGAAAUUUUAGACAGAUUUAAAGACACCUUUACCGAUCCAGCGACUGAAAAACCAUACAUGUUUAUUUAUGUGUUUUGCCAAAAUAUUGAAUAUCAAGUCGAAUGGGCACUUGAGUACCGUAAUUAUAUUCAAAUAUUCAAUUUUGAGGCAGAUUUAUUAGCUCGUAUGAUGCGUGAUAUGGGCGAUUACUUUCUUACAGAAAGUAAACGUCUAUUAGAUGAAAGUCCUCCAAAUAAUCCAGCAGCUCAGCAUCGUUUGACUUGGGCAAAUGAAUUGUUUCAACGCUAUAGUAAAAUGGAAAAANUUCGGGUUGUUUUAUUAAAGCUAAAUUAA
Messenger RNA from Rotaria socialis, 669 nucleotides. The record is from the annotation of a GenBank genome assembly. Lineage: Eukaryota; Metazoa; Rotifera; Eurotatoria; Philodinida; Philodinidae.